Cooperia oncophora is the source of this 681-nucleotide messenger RNA. NCBI's taxonomy places the organism in Eukaryota, Metazoa, Nematoda, Chromadorea, Rhabditida, Trichostrongylidae. The record is from the annotation of a GenBank genome assembly.
AUGAUUGUGCACAGUGGUCAGGUCUUUGGCAACUUGCUAUCGUCGUUUAUUAUGACUGCGGCAAUGAAAACGCCGCAGCCACUCGACCAAGUUUAUAAGACCUGUGGUCACGCGUUUCCGACGAACCUUUCGGAACUUUCUGAAAUUGCCGCGCAAAAUCUUGAGCGACCAAAUCAUCGAGUCUAUCUCUCAGUAUGCUUGACCUAUCUAGCAUGUGCCAUCGUUGCAGUAAUGAUCGUGUCGAUGUUCCUAAAUGCUUUGCACAAAGAUAUUGUUAACAGAGGCAAGGCUCCAAUAUUCGAUGCCCCAAUUUUGAAACAAACACUGUUGAACUGUCGGAAUCCAAAGAUCAUGCUGCUGGUACCCCUUACGGUUUUCAACGGUGUCGAACAGGCAUUUGUAAUUGGCAUUUUCACUAAGGCAUUCGUUGGAUGCGGUCUGGGUGUACCACAAAUAGGAUUCGUUUGCACUGCAUUUGGCAUAUCGGAUGCAAUUUGCAGUCUAGUUUUUGGUCCACUGAUCAAGCUAUUCGGUCGAAUGCCGUUGUUUGUAUUUGGAGCUGUGAACAACAUGCUGAUGAUAGUGACACUGAUGGUACGGAAUGAGCUUUCCUUGUCCUUUCGACUUUUCGAAUCGAGAGAACUUCUACCUGUUAUACAGCCAGGUGCUCUAGUAGUCUAA